This is a messenger RNA of Betta splendens (Siamese fighting fish), 1639 nucleotides long. RefSeq names its product aerolysin-like protein. NCBI's taxonomy places the organism in Eukaryota, Metazoa, Chordata, Actinopteri, Anabantiformes, Osphronemidae. The record is from RefSeq and is a predicted model, not a curated record.
CUUGACACACCAAAACCCCUGAAAGAAGAUUGUUGUGGGAGGGGCGUUUAGGUUUAAGGUUGAACUGGGCUGUAUUUAAGAGAGACCAGAGUACCGGAGAAUCAUUGGAAGCCACGUUUCCUGCUAGAAAUCUCAACCUACUCGCAGCUUUCCUAUUAAGUUUGCAUCAAGAGAAACAUGUCAUACCUGACACCACUGCACAUCAUUGGAGGCCAAGGAGGCAAUUACUUUAACUUCACUGGUGAAAGCACUGGAGCCACGCUGAAAAAGAUAUGGGUGUGGGUUGGAGGGUGGCAGGUGAAGGCCAUCAAGAUCUGGCUGACUGAUGGUCAGUGUCAGCAGUUUGGAAAUUCUGAUGGAAAAUUCUAUGAAUUUCAGUUUGAGGAUGGAGAACAAAUUUUCCUCUCACUGUGGGGCAAUGGCGCUGGAACCCGUCUAGGUGCCAUCAAAUUCAAGACCACUCGCUCACGAGAAUUCUUUCCAUACAUGACCGACUGGGGCCUGAAAACAGAAUACCCCAUAGAUGUGGGCUCUGGGAUCUGUUUAGGAGUUGCAGGGAGGGCAGGUGCUGACAUUGACUGUUUAGGGUUCGUGUUCAUUAACACUGUCAAAUCUACUGUGCUGACCAACGUUAACUAUCCCACCCUUCAUCAAGUCAUCCCACACAUUGCUACAGAAGAAAUCAAAUCUCUCACUUACACCAACAAGUCUGAAGUCACUCAGUCGUACACAGUUGAAACGUCUAAAACCAUAACAAAAAAAUCCUCCUGGUCUGUGUCUAACAAACUGGAAGCCACCCUAAGUAUAGAGGUGUCAGCAGGAAUUCCAGAGAUUGCUGAGGUUUCUACCGGGUUUAGCUUCACAGUGGGAGUAGAAAGUAGCUAUGGCUUAGAGAAUACAGAAGAAAAGAAGGAGACCUUCACGUUUCCAGUUCAAGUCCCUCCAAAGAAAACAGUGGUUGUUGACGUCACCAUUGGCAGAGCCACAGUGGAUCUCCCCUACACUGGCACAGUGGAGAUCACCUGCUACAAUGAAAGCGUUCUCAGGUUUAACACCAAAGGAACCUACAAGGGCGUCACUUACACCGACGCUAAAACAACUGUGACUGAAAAAUGAAUCCUUCAACAGCUGCCACAGACGUGACCCUGUUGAUCAGGAGGUGAUGGGAUGUCAUAAUGUCAUGACUCAGGCUGUUUUCAUAAUUUGUAAUUUCAGUUAACACCAACUGCUAAAUGCUUUCAUUCUCAAACAUUUAAAUGUUGUCUUUUGAAAUGUAAAAUCUUUGGAUGAAAUUUCAUUAACUUGAACAUUUUAUUAAUGAAUUGAUAAAUCUUCUUUCUUUUCUUUGGGGUGUUUGCUUGAAUGUUUUAAUCACAUCCCAUAUUUGCAUUUUAUGGUGGUUGAUCCUAAUUCUUUGCUGGUUUAUUACACUUAGUGUGAUUUUGCCUUUUUAUUUUAACAAUCUUACUUUGUUGUAUUGCUGAAAUGGAUAUCAAGCCAAAGAUCACCCACGCGAAUGAUUAUUAAUUGUACCUGCUGUACCUCGGUAUUACAUGUAUGUGUGGUCAAGGUUCCAAUGACUGGUACUGUACACAAUACUGAUGUUAUAGAAACACAAUAAAUGACAGACUUAAUACAA